GUCCUGCAUUAGUUGGCCAAAGUCUGCCAUGUCCGACGUACGUGCUCUCCUCAAGGCCAAGCGACAAGAGGCCAGAGUCGUCCAUCCUCUAGCGUCCUAUACCUCCUCGGGUCAGCUGAGGUGCAUAGCCUGUGCCACCAUCGUCAAGCAGGCUUGGAACGGACAUGUGGGCAGCAAAUCCCAUCGGACAAAUGUUGCCCGACUCAGGGAAGAGGAACGCGCCAGGGACGCCCAGGCGAAGCGCAAGGCAUCUGACGAGCAAGAGGAUCAGCAAGACUUAAAAAAAGCCAGGCUAGAAAGCUCACCUCCUCCUGCGACUGGCUUCCCAACAGAUUUCUUCUCUGAUCCAACCAAAGCUCCUCCGUUACAAGCCGACAUCUUUGAAGACGACGAGUCGGCCGAACACAAACAGCCAGACGUCAUAGACCUCGAAUGGCAACAAUUCCAGCAAGCCGUCCUCAAUCCUCCCGAGACACACGAAACCUACGAACGCGCUACGAUCAUUGCCGAGCCCGUUCCCAAUCCUGAGCUUCCAACAGGUUUCCCACCACUCGCCUCUGCCGCGGAACCCGCACCUGAACCAGAGCUAGACGAAGAGGCAUUGAGGAGGAAGAGGGAGCAGGACGAUCGAGAGAUCAUCAUGGAUCGCUUGUUGGAAGAGGAGAGGUUGCAGGAGGAGGCUGAUGCAAAGGUGACGAUGCUCAAGACCAGGCUAGACAUGAUCAAGAAGAGGCGCGAAGCAGCCAAGGCCAAAAGAACUUCCUAGCCUAUAUUCUUCGCUGUAUAUUACUUUCGGCCAGUCCACGCCCUGCUUAUGGAACAUCAUCAGCCCCAGUAUCACCGGCAGAUACCACAAACAAUGGUAAAACAACUUUCUCGCUUCCUUUUCCCCCGUGCUCCUCCAAAACGUCCACGCCGCCUGCGUACAAACGACAUUCGGCACCAAGCUCGUCAACGCAAACGCCCAUGUGGUCAAUCCACUCAGGGGUACCAAUACCGAACAAAUCGGUAUCAGCAAGAGAGAAUGGCGAAGGGAGACGAGCGCAUUUUUUGAAGGAGAGAGCGUAGAGAGCAUAUGGUACCCUGCUUGAGCAUAAGACCCUCGGAGGAGAUGCGAGAGCGCGUUGAAAUGAGGAAACUGCCAGCUGUAGAGUAGCAUGAAUAGAGCAAAGGCCGCAAGUGGGUUAUCUAUCCAUGCGAGGUCUAUUGGCACAUC
Messenger RNA from Somion occarium, 1216 nucleotides. The record is from the annotation of a GenBank genome assembly. Lineage: Eukaryota; Fungi; Basidiomycota; Agaricomycetes; Polyporales; Cerrenaceae.